UGUAAGUUCCACUCUGCCUUAGGAACUGUGACCAGAUCACAGCUUCAGAGUGAGGGUUGCUGGGCCUAUCUGGAAGGUGCCUGGGAUGUACCCAGUGUAGUCGCCUAUACAAACUUUUAUGGUUCUGGUUCGCAGUUUGUAGAUCUACUCUUGGGGUCACCCAAGAGGAGCCUGCUCCUGUGGUGUCUGAUUACAGAUUGGGCACCUGAUACAAAGAACAGGGGAGGCCACCCCUAAACCCAACAAAGGAAAGGAAGCAAUCCAGCUGUUGAUAUAGCCAGAGGGCCACCAGGGGGCCAGUUUCUGUGUCACCCAGGGAAGUGUCCAGUGUUGCAAACCAACAAGCUUUGUGGAAGCUUAAGUGAGUCAGCACAUGGAAAGAAUUUAGAAGAUGAACUGGCUGGUAUGAAAAGUUCCAUGAAAAUUAUUUCCCUCUUUUGUGCUUCUCCUGAAUGGGAACCGUCCAUGGUUCAGUAAAGGAACUGAUGACUGAUAAGGCAGAGGAGCCUGCUUUCGGUCCCCAAAGCCAAAUGAAACGUCCCGGGAAACCUAUCACUCCGCCUCCAUUUAAGAGAAUGCUGAGGAUGACGCUGCUGACAGUGAAACAGGAAGAAGAGGGAGUAUCCCACCCCGGGGGCCCAGCCAUGUGCUUGGAAGAUGACCCCAAGAUGAGAUCAAUGUCUGUCUCAGAUGUGACAGAUAAACUGCCAAUACCAAUGGAAAUCAAUAUAGAAAUCAAAGAGCAAUUGAAGAAGGAAAUUCGACAGUUUGGAGGAAAAUAUGAAAAAAUCCUCAAAUUGCUGGAAGGAGUGCAAGGACCUCCAGAACUGCAGAGAAAAUUUGUCAUAUAUACUAUGAAAGAAGCAGCAAGAUUUCAAAGACAAGACUUAAUAACUCAUCUUCAGAAGAUACUAGACAACUUAGAAGUGGACCACUUUCUCAAGAAAGAUAUUCACACCCUAAGUUUAUAAUCCCAUUAUGGAAAUGAUCAACGAGAAAGCAGAAUGAGUUGGCUGUCCUGCAAUGUACUGGAUAUUAUUGAUACAUGCUAGCAGGAGUUUGCUAAAAAUUUUCUUCUUGUGGCUAAUAAAAAGCAUUGCAACUUGAAUGCUGUAAGUUUCUGUUAGUAAAAGCUGGGCUUUUGCCCUAAGUAUUUUGUUUGAAGGAAUAA
Messenger RNA from Canis lupus familiaris (dog), 1171 nucleotides. RefSeq names its product cancer/testis antigen family 45 member A8-like. Gene Ontology annotation, cellular component: integrator complex. Gene Ontology annotation, biological process: snRNA 3'-end processing. The record is from RefSeq and is a predicted model, not a curated record. NCBI's taxonomy places the organism in Eukaryota, Metazoa, Chordata, Mammalia, Carnivora, Canidae. Bases 453 to 971 code for a protein of 172 amino acids. The transcript is spliced from 7 exons.